Melospiza melodia melodia is the source of this 12223-nucleotide messenger RNA. RefSeq names its product DOT1 like histone lysine methyltransferase (gene DOT1L). The record is from RefSeq and is a predicted model, not a curated record. Lineage: Eukaryota; Metazoa; Chordata; Aves; Passeriformes; Passerellidae. Gene Ontology annotation, cellular component: nucleus. Gene Ontology annotation, molecular function: histone H3K79 methyltransferase activity. The transcript is spliced from 29 exons. Gene Ontology annotation, biological process: heterochromatin formation; DNA damage checkpoint signaling; regulation of transcription regulatory region DNA binding. Bases 19 to 5181 code for a protein of 1720 amino acids.
CGUCCUCCGGCUGCCGACAUGGGCGAGAGGCUGGAGCUGCGGCUGAAGUCGCCCGUGGGAGCCGAGCCCGCCGUGUACCCCUGGCCGCUGCCCGUCUACGACAAACACCACGAUGCUGCUCAUGAAAUCAUUGAGACAAUUCGGUGGGUCUGUGAAGAAAUCCCAGAUCUCAAGCUUGCCAUGGAAAACUAUGUUUUAAUUGACUAUGAUACAAAAAGCUUUGAGAGCAUGCAGAGACUGUGUGACAAGUACAACCGAGCCAUUGACAGCAUCCACCAGUUGUGGAAGGGGACCACACAGCCCAUGAAGCUGAACACCCGUCCCUCCAACGGGCUCCUGAGGCACAUCCUGCAGCAGGUCUACAACCACUCGGUCACUGACCCUGAGAAACUCAACAACUACGAGCCCUUCUCGCCCGAGGUCUACGGAGAAACCUCCUUCGACUUGGUGGCCCAAAUGAUCGAUGAGAUUAAAAUGACAGAGGAUGAUUUGUUCGUUGACUUGGGCAGUGGUGUGGGGCAGGUGGUGCUUCAGGUGGCUGCAGCCACAAACUGCAAACAUCACUAUGGAGUGGAGAAAGCUGAUAUUCCAGCCAAGUAUGCUGAGACGAUGGACAGAGAGUUCAGAAAAUGGAUGAAGUGGUACGGGAAGAAACAUGCAGAAUACACACUGGAAAGAGGUGACUUCCUCUCAGAAGAAUGGAGGGAGAGGAUUGCAAACACAAGUGUUAUUUUUGUGAAUAACUUUGCCUUCGGGCCCGAGGUGGAUCACCAGCUGAAGGAGCGCUUUGCCAACAUGAAGGAAGGUGGGAGAAUUGUGUCCUCAAAACCUUUUGCACCUCUAAAUUUUAGAAUUAACAGUCGAAACUUGAGUGAUAUUGGCACUAUCAUGAGGGUUGUGGAGCUGUCACCACUGAAGGGCUCUGUGUCCUGGACAGGGAAGCCAGUCUCCUACUACCUGCACACCAUUGACAGAACCAUACUUGAAAACUAUUUUUCUAGUCUCAAAAAUCCAAAACUCAGGGAGGAACAAGAGGCAGCUAGACGGCGUCAACAAAGAGAAAACAAAAGCAACACAACGACUCCAACGAAGGUCCAAGAAAACAAGGAUUCUGGUGCUGAAGAAGAAAAAGCUGCAGCAAAUUCUGUUAAAAAGCCAUCUCCCUCCAAGGCAAGGAAGAAGAAGCUGAGCAAGAAGGGCAGGAAAAUGGCAGGGAGGAAACGAGGGCGCCCCAAGAAAAUGAACACGGCGAGCACUGAGCGCAAGACCAAGAAGAACCAAACUGCACUAGAAAUUCUGCAUGCUCAGACUGUCUCCCAGACAUCUUCAUCCUCUCCUCAGGAUGCCUACAAGUCACCUCAUAGCCCAUUUUUCCAACUACCUCCUAAAGUGCAACGGCAUUCGUCCAACCAGCUCCUGGUGACACCCACCCCCCCUGCACUACAGAAGCUGCUAGACUCAUUUAAGAUCCAGUACAUGCAGUUCAUGGCGUACAUGAAAACUCCUCAGUACAAAGCAAGCCUGCAACAGUUACUGGAGCAGGAAAAGGAGAAGAAUGCUCAGCUGCUGGGGACAGCCCAGCAGUUGUUCACCCACUGCCAGGCCCAGAAGGAGGAAAUCAAACGCCUGUUCCAGCAGAAGCUCGAUGAGCUGGGAGUUAAAGCUCUGACAUACAACGACCUGAUCCAGGCUCAGAAGGAAAUCUCUGCUCACAACCAGCAGCUGAAAGAACAGACAAAACAGCUGGAGAAGGACAACAGUGAACUCAGGAACCAGAGCUUGCAGCUGCUGAAGGCUCGCUGUGAGGAACUGAAGCUGGAUUGGUCAACGCUGUCACUGGAGAACUUGCUGAAAGAGAAGCAGGCCUUGAAGAAUCAGAUUUCUGAGAAGCAAAAGCACUGUUUGGAACUGCAGAUCAGCAUUGUGGAACUCGAGAAGAGUCAGCGGCAGCAGGAGCUGCUGCAGCUCAAGUCCUACACCCCCUCAGAGGAGCCCCUGCCAGUGCAGCUGCACAGCAAAAGCCACCUAAGCCGUGACCCUGAGGCUGAGCAGGGCAGGUUCCAGCUGGAACUGGAGUGCUCCAAGUUCCCCAUGCCCCACAUGAAUGGCAUGAGCCCCGAGCUGUCCAUGAACGGCCACGCCACCCCCUACGAGCUGCAGCAUGCCUUCAGCCGGCCCUCGUCCAAGCAGAACACCCCCCAGUACCCCAACUCCCACCUGGACCAAGACAUUGUGCCCUGCACCCCCAACCACAGCAGCAGGCAGAAGGCAGACAAGGUGACCAGCCUGGCCCUCCCUGAUUACACCAGGUUCUCCCCUGCUAAAAUCGCCCUGCGCAGACACUUGAAUCAGGACCAUGGAGUCAAUGGAAAAGCCACAGCUAAUGAGAUCCAGAGAGCUGAGCAUGUCAAAGAGAAUGGCCUUACAUACCCAAGCCCUGGAAUUGCAAAUGGCAUCAAGCUGAGUCCUCAGGAAACUCGGCCCUCCUCCCCCGCGGCCUUACCCAGUGCAGGAGAGAAGGUUUUGAGAGAGAGAAGCUCUGUGAGUAAUGGAGAAACUAUCACCAGCCUCCCUAUCAGUAUUCCUCUGAGCACAGUGCAGCCCAAUAAACUCCCUGUUAGUAUCCCUCUGGCCAGCGUAGUCCUACCUAGCCGUGUUGAGAAGGUGAGAAGCACACCCAGCCCAGUUCACCAGAGCAGAGACUCAUCAACACUUGAAAAGCAGAUUGGUGCUAGUUCUCAUAAUGGCAUAAGCAAUGCUGCUGGAAACAAGCCUCUGGCUUUGGCUACCUCAGGUUUUUCUUACUCUUCUGGCUCCGUGGCAGUCAAUGGAAAUCUUACAAACAGCCCAGCCCAUCUUAACCAUAGUGUUGAUCAGGCAGCUCUGGACGACUCUGGGAGUCUCUUUAACUCUGUAGGGUCUCGGAGUUCCACUCCACAACAUCCUUUGCUAAUGAUGAGGAACUCUGGGCAGAACUCCCCUGCUCAGCAGCACUCGAGCCCCCGCUUAGGUGGCCCGGCCCAGAGCCUGGCAGGGGGACUGCAGAGUGCAGAGGCUCAGAAGAUCUUUGCCGAAGCAACAAAGGGGGACCCGCAGUGUGAUGCAGCCUUUUCAGAUGCCGAGAACGAGGCCAAGAGGAGAAUCAUCUUUACAAUCUCUCCUAAUACAGGACAUGUAAAACAAUCCCCUUGCAGCAAGCACAGCCCCGUGGCAGGCAGCUGCCAGGCCCACGGGCAGGACGGGAAGAAGCGGGGCCGGCGGAAGAGAUCGAACCCGGGCAGCGCCAGCGGCAACGGCGCCGUCUCCCCGAAACGCAAAGCGCUGCCCUCGCUGGCCGGGCUCUUCACACAGCCCUCGGGGUCACCCCUCAACAUCAACUCCAUGGUCAAUAACAUUAACCAGCCCUUAGAAAUAACAGCCAUUUCCUCUCCUGAAAACUCCCUGAAGAACUCUCCUGUUCCUUACCAGGACAAUGACCAGCCCCCAGUGCUGAAAAAAGAGAAGCCCCUGGUUCAGAGCAACGGUGUCCAUUACUCCCCCCUGACAUCGGAUGACGAGCAGGGCUCUGAGGAUGAGCACAAUAGCAGCAGAAUUGAGAGGAAAAUUGCAACAAUAUCAUUGGAAAGCAAAUCUCCACAGAAGACUGUUGAAAAUGGUGGCAGCAUAUCGGGGAGGAAACAAGCACAAAGCAACGAGAACAUGAACAGCAGCAAAUGGAAAUCGACUUUUUCACCGAUAUCUGACAUCAACCUGACCAAAACCACCGACAGCCCCUUGCAGGCCGUGUCAGCUCUGAGCCAGAACUCCCUGUUUGCCUUCAGGCCUCCCUCCGAGGACGGGCUGCCCAUGGACACCAAGGUGCCAGGACACCCCAGGAAGAGCCUGGCAGUGCCCUCGGACGGGCUGAGCCCUGGCACAAACCCCCCCAAUGGCUUCAGCUACAACGGGGGCCUGUCCUCCGAGCUGGGCCUGCACGGCUUCAUGGACGGCGCCGCUCUCCCUCACAAAGCUGGCGAUGGCUCCAACUGCUCCCUGGGCUUCCCCUCGCAGCGAGGCAAGGACCUGGGGGUGUCAGACACCAACCUGUUCCUGAACAAGAGGCAGCUGGAAGCUCUGGGCACCAAGGGAGAAGAGCUGAGCCGGCCGGGGGUGAAGGGCAAGGAGCUGGGCGAGCUGAGCGCCCGAGCCGGGGGGGCUGUGGAGAAAAACUCAGUGCAGCACAACGGGAAGGUCGGCAAGGGAAGGGACCGAGACGUGGAGUUUAAAAACGGCCACAACCUUUUCAUUUCUGCUGCUGUUUCGUCUGGUGGCCUUCUGAAUGGUAAAAGCCUUUCUACUGCUGUUUCCUCAGCAGGGAACCCAGCGCCGUCUGUCCCGACGCACCAUCCCUUCCUCAACACUCUGACCACUGGAUCACAGUUCCCCCUCGGCCCCAUGGCCUUGCAAGCAAACCUCAACUCGGUGACAAAUUCCUCAGUAUUGCAGUCCUUAUUUAAUUCAAUGCCAGCUGCUGCCAGUCUGGUCCACGUGUCAUCAGCUGCAACCAGACUGACUAAUUCUCACACUAUGGGGAACUUCUCUCCUGGGGUUACAGGUGGAACAGUUGGAGGUAUUUUUAACCAUGCGGUGCCUUCUGCCUCCUCUCCUCAUCAGUUUGGAGCCAGUUUCAGCAGCAGUGCUGUCUCUAGCAGCACCGUGCUAAGCUUAAACCCUCUGCAGGCUGUUGCCAGCACCUCAUCCUCAUCCUUCCCACCCUCUUCCUCUAAUUUAGUAACAUCUAGUGAGACUAGACCUGCUCAGCACCUCAACAGAGCUCCAGUGCAAUCUGUCUUCCACCCCCCUCCACCUCCUCCUAACGUGUCCUUGCCUCCCCCUCCUCCUUUACUCGCUUCUAACUCCGAGCCUGCUCUCCUGCAGAACCUGCCCUCCAUCCCUCCUGGCGAGACGUUCCUGCCCUCCUCCUCCUCCUCCUCCUCUUCCUCUGUCCAGUCUAACUCUUCUUUGUCUCUCAAACUGGCUUCUCUCCAGCACAAACCCUCCCGCCCCUCCUUUACCGUGCACCACCCGCCCCUGCCCCGCGUGCUCCCGCAGCCCAACGCCGCUGGCACGGCCGCUAUGUGGGUGACCCUUGGCAUGCAGCCUCCUUAUGCUUCGCACCUUUCGGGGGUUAAGCCACGAUAAAGAGCUUGCUUAGCUAACAGUUCUUGUUUUGUAAGGUAACUAGGAUUUCUACCUCAACCCCAAUGUGACCUAUGCAAGGACAACGUGGACCAACUUCACUCGGCUUCCACUGAAAGGUGCUCACCUGGCCUGUGCAGGGGUUCUACUCUUACUACUGGACAAAAUAAAAAACCAUAAAAAAAAAGACCUAAACAACAGAGCAAACAUUUACUGUGAAUCUGACUAAAAAAAAAGGAAAAAAAAAGGAAAAAAAGGCAAAAAAAAAAUAAGGCAAAAGAAAUGCUUAAAGCUCCAGUUUGUAUUGUUGAUAGUUUAGAUAAAGUAUUUAUCUUUUUUUUAAAGUGAAAACAAUUUUGACUUAUUUUAUUCACCUAGAUUCAUAAAUACAAGUUAUUAUUAUUAAAUUCUCUGAAUACUAAAGGACUGGCACACCAGCAGAGAUGUAAAAGAGCCUCCUCGGUGCUAUUUUGUCCGUCAGAACUGUGCCUCUGGUUUGAAUCCUUGGUGCUGAUUUCGGGGGGUUGACCAAUGCCAAACCCAGUUUUUAAAGGUCUGCAGAUUAUUUAUUCCCCUGCCUGUGUUCAUAUCCCAAACUCCUCUUGGUUGGCAGCAGGGCUGACAGAGGAAGGAAUUUGAGCCAGGCCGUUUUUACCUGGGUGGGUUUUAAUUGAGUUUGUGACUAACGAGGGCUCUGUGGAGCAGCCUGGGCAGGCACAGCUGGAGCAGGAGGAAUCCAAGUCCUGCCCCCAUCCCAGCUCCUUCCCUGGGCCAUCUAGUGGUGCUGGGGUCACUGUGAAUUUUGGUAGCUGGUCUGGUAAUGCUUUUUGGGGCUGGCCUUGGUGUUUGAGCAGGUUCUGGUGCUCUGGGAAGGUUGAACGUUGUGUUUGUGUCCUGCUGCAGGCUGCAGACUUUGCUCAGCUCGUUGUUCUUUCCUUCCAAGCACAACAGGUUUCCUUGGUAGGGAUUUGAUACUUGACAAGGUGCAUUUUGCUUUUGUGUUCCUUUGCUUUUCAGUAGGUUUUUGACUGGUAGUUCACAAAAACACCCUGAGCUGAGCCUGUGCUGUCCCUGUCCCCCUGCGUCGUGACCCGGUGCCGUGUGUGCAGGAAGGGCUGAUUUUAUAGAGCUGUGCUGAAAACUUCUGAGUUUUUAUGCUUUAUUUCCUUUGGUUUUAGUUUGUACAAUGCACAAUGAACCUGUAAAAAACUUAUUUAUUCAAGUGCACAAAGUGAGGAGGAGAAGGAGGAUCCAUUGAAGUAGAAGUCAGCCUGGUCUGAGUUCAGGCCGGGCCAAGCACCAAUUAACAAUAUCACAGUAGAAAGGGGAUUGCAACAGCAAAAUGGCUGGAAAAAAAAAUCACAUUCAGGCUUUGGAAAACACUUCCCUGGUGCUCAGAGGGGCAGCACUGGCUUUAAAUCCCCUCUAAUGAUCCCUGGUGGGUCUCUUACUGCAGCAUCAGGCACUGCAGGAGCCCCUUGGAGCCCCCCAGGGUCACAGAGCUGCUCUGGAUUUGGGGUCAGUGGGGUCCCUGUGCCCUCCUGGCUCUGGAUUUGGAGUCAGUGGGGUCCCUGUGCCCCCCUGGCUCUGGAUUUGGGGUCAGUGGGGUCCCUGUGCCCUCCUGGGCUCUGGAUUUGGGGUCAGUGGGGGUCCCUGUGCCCUCCUGGGCUCUGGAUUUGGGGUCAGUGGGGUCCCUGUGCCCUCCUGGGCUCUCGUGGUGCCCAGCAGGGUUGGGGGUGCUGGAGGGGCUCAGGGGCUGCAGCAGCUCCUCCCUCUGCAGGUUCAGCUCUGAGCCUCACCCUGGGCACUCUUGGGGAAGGUUUAGGACCAGGUUCAGUCUUAGGGAAGGUUUAGGACCAGGUUCAGUUGUCCUGUGGCUUCCUGGCUGUGUCUUCCAUGGCAGCCUCUGUGCAGCCUCUGGCUCUGGCUUUGCCUCCUUAUCCUCUGCCCUGGGAGUUGGGGGCACUUUGGAGUCUCUGCUUUGUGUCCUGCUGAGGGUCUGGCAGCUCGAGGAGAGCCUGGGGAAGGGCAGGAAUGCUCAGGGGGUGAGAGGAACAUCAGUAGCUUCUCGUAGGAGCCAAACACAGUGAAAGUCCUGGAAUCCAGGAGCACAGUAACCCAGGUGUUGUGCAGCUGGGAGUUGGGCAGCUCCAGCUUCUGCCCCAGCACCCAGCAGAGUGCUGAGGCCCCUGGAGACUGCAAAUGAGUGAUUGCUGGAGGGGCAGCAGCCUUAAUUAAUUUCCUAAUUCCCUCUCCCCCAUGGUUUAUAUCUCUGGUGAAAGAGAGAGAGGAGGAAAUUGAAGUGGAAGCUUUUCAGAUCCUUUCCUGCAGAGGGACCAGGAUUUGGUGUCCUUUGGAGCUCUUGUGCUUCCCUUCACCUCCAACCACAGAGAUCCUGGAAGAAAACUCAGCUGCCACCCCUGUCCUGGCUUGGGCAGUGCCCAGGGCACUGCCAGGAUUGUGUUGGAGGAGGAACCAGCCCAGAGAUCCCAUGGACAACAGGCCUGUGUCACCUGUGUCACCCGUGUCACCCUCCCUGCUUGCUGAGGAGGGACAGAUCCUUUGGGAAUGAGGUGCUCUACAUCAUCAGAGCUGUCAGAGCUCAGGGUGGCCUGGCCACUGUCCCCUCCCAGCUGGACUCACUGAUCUGACAGAUCUUUCCCAACCUGAACCAUUCUGUGAUUCCAGGAGCCUUUGGAGCCCUGGGUGAGGAGUUUGUCCCCUGCUCUUUGCUGGCUGCUGUGGGAAAGCAAAGCCUGGCUGUGCCUCAGUGUCACCUCUGUCACCCAGCGCAGGGCAGGCUCAGGAAUGGCAGCACAGCCCCUGGAGCUCAGCACAGCUGGCACUGAGCCUCUGCCACCCCCAGGAGCUUUGGCUCUGUGACUCUCCAGAUGUCACCCAGGAAGGGGAGCAGAGCCAGGAGUGAAUCUUUGGAGUUCCUGCAAAGGAUCCAGUCUGGCUGAGCCUCAUCUUCCCCCUGCCUGUGCUGGCAUCCUCCCCCAGUGCCCUCUGUGCCCACUCUGGGGGUUCUGGAGCUGCCCAGCCCUGCUGGUGUCCCCAGGCCCUGCCCUGUGGCUGUUCCUGGCUGUGAUUCCCAGGUUGUGCUUCCAGCUGGGCCCUGCUCAGCACUGAGGGGAGCCCAGGGGGCACUUUGGGGUUGGUGCCUGAGCUCUGGCUGAGCUGGGAGAUGUUCUUGCCAAGAGAUUCCUGGUUUUGUCUUCCCCCUCCCUGACCUUUCAUUGCUUUGCCAUGAUCUGGGGCAAGCUCUGCUUAAAAUCUUGGACUCACAGAACAUCCUGAGUUGGAAGAGACCUGGAGGCUCAUCAAGUCCAGCUCCUGGCCAGUCUCUCACUGCUCUGUCUGCACUUUGGGAAGAGCUCUCACCUGCCUGGAUCCAUGUGGCCACAGCUGUGACCCCACUGCUGCAACCCCGAGCCAGGAGCUGAAACCUGUUUGCAAUAAUUGAAGAUUUUUGGAGCAAUCAAAGCCAAACAGUUCCAACAAAGAGAAUUUCUCCUGCUGGGGCUGGGUCCAGUCCUUGUGGGGCUGUCACAAUUCCAGCUCCUCCAGGCCCCUGCUGCCAGCAAAGGACUCGCCAGGAGGCAAAAUCACAUCUUGGAGCAAAUCUGCUGCAAAAAACUGGAACUUCCUGAGUGCUGUGCUGAGGAAAACCUGUCCCUGCUGCUGAAUGUCAGCCUUGAGGAACAAGAAUUCUGUGGGCUCUUCCUUUCCUGGGCUUUUGCCACCUCAGGCUCUCCAGGCCCAGUCCCCUGGGAGCCCCAGUGCUGGGAGGGCUCCCAGGGCACUGCACCUAAAUUUGGGAUGUGCUGCAGAUGAGGAAUUCAGCAGCAAUUCUUCUGGGGACACCCAGCAGCUGGAAUUGCUGAGGGGAGACCUUGCUGAGGAUGGGGAGCUGGAUCUGAGCUGGUGCAGGGGACAAAGGGAGUGGAGCUGUCCCUCCAUCCCCUCCAGGCUUGGCACACACGGGGCUGUUCCCUGCAGGAUCAGUCUGGAGCAUCUUCACCUCCCUGCAGCUGUGGCUGCAAUGGGAGAGAGGAGGGAAAGCAGCUUUGGGGGAGUACAGCUCAUCCUCACUCUCCUGGCAUCUCCAGCUCCUUCUGAUCACCAGGAAUCUGUGUCUCCUCAACCACACAGAUCAGAAAUUCUUGUGCUUCCAUCUCUUUACCUUCCUUGCUGUUGGCAGCACUUCAUCUUCCAGUGCAGGCUCUGUGCUCCCUCUGCUCCUGGCUGGGCUCUGGGCUCAGCCUGGCACAAGAAAUGGAAUUUCCCCUCAUUGCUGGGAUCAAACUGAGCUUGGAGGGUCUGUCUGGGAUCAGUCCCUGAGGUCCAGGCAGGAAGGUGACAUCCCUUGCUCAUGAAUGGAUUUACUCAUCUCUUCUUGAAUCCAGAGAUUGCAAAUCCCCAGGACUGGUCACUCCUUAGAGUGAAACUCGCCCAGCUCUGGGUCACACUCAGUUCAGCUGAGUCACUUUCUCCUUUCUUGAGUCAAAUUUAAUCCUUGAGGAGUUGAUUUGAGCAAUUGCAGCCUGGGAGGGGAGAGGUUUCCAGUCUGCUCAGCUCUUCCAUCCCACCAGGGAACCUGUCCAAAUUAUUGCUGCAGGGCUGCUUGGGGCUGUGUCCCUGCCCUCACCCUGGGGACAGAUUUCCCUCUGACACGUCUGCUGGGGUCACUUCAGCCUUCUUUGGCUUCUUAAAUGACUUUAUUGGUGCUUUCCAAUCUUCCCAAACUGUUCUGAUUCUGUUCAGACACAUCUGGGAGGAGAUGGGUGAGAGCCUCACUGCAGCUCCUGCACCCUCACCCAUCUCUGGGUGCCACAGCUCAGGUGCUCCCCAGCACGGUGAAUUCACUGCCUGUGCUCACUGAUCCCAUCUCAGCCCAGCACCUGGAUCCUCCUGCUCUGCUGGGCUGCCCCUUCCAGGGCCUUUCCUGUGGCCAUGGGCAGGCAGCCCUGGUUUGGUUCUCUCUUGUUUGGUUCUCUCUGGGCUUUGGUUCUCUCUGGGCUUUGGUUCUUGCUGGGCUUUGGUUCUUGCUGGGGUUGUGUGUUCAGCAUCUGCCACCAUGGAUUUUUUUCCACUUGGAAGAGAGUCCAGGUGCCAGGGUGGUGCCAGGGGGUGGUGCCAGGGACAGUCCCAGUCCCAGCAGUGCAGAGCUGCUGGGGACACCCAGCCCUGGCUCAGGAAGGGGACAGGAGGGGACAGUCAGUGCUUCCAGCUCCUCUGGGUCCCUUCAGGGCCCUCUUUGGCAUUGGGGAUCUGCGCCCCCUGUGCCCCCUGUGCCCCCUGUGCCCAGGGGUGCUCUGGCUCCCCUGCCCUGCUCCAGCUCCUCCUGAUUGGACUCCCAGUGCUGGGAGCUGCUCUCAGGCUGUUGUUGAUGGGGAUCCCCUCCCUGCUCAGCCCUCCCUGGGCCUUUCCUGCCCCCCUGAGCCCUGGGGUCACCUGCAGGUCCUGGCUCAGGGUCCCUGUGCCCUGGAGCUGCCAUCCCCAGCUCUGGGGUUCUGUCACUGGUGCUGAGGUGGCUUUGCUUGGUCACAUCCUGUGUGACCCCUUUGAUUUUGGUGCUGGAAUUCUCCCUCUGCCCCAGGCCCUGGAAACCUGAGGGGUCUCUGUGGAUUUUGUCCUGGAUAACCCCACCCUGGAAUGAUCCCAACUCCCGUGGAAAAUUCUGAUUUUCUUGUUUUGCCUGAGCCCAAAGCACAGAGGGGAUUCAGGGCUGGGAGCAGGGGAGGGCCUUGGACAGGGCUGUGAACCCAAAAAGCUUUUGGGGAGCAGAAACUUCACAGUGUUUUUGUGAACUAUCUUUGCAGCACUGAGGAAAAAUCACAGGAAUUGGAGUUUUGGGAGUACAGAUGUGCAGUCAGUGUAUGAAUAUUUGAAAUCUUACUGGUUUUAAAGGUUUAUUUCCUUUUUUUUUUUUUUUUUUUUUGCUCCAUUUCCAUUUUCCGCUCCAUUUGCGGGUCAGGUUUUCACUAAAAGCUGUUUCAAAAUGUUGUUGUGCCAUAUUUUAUUUAUCCUUCUACAUUAUAAAUAUAUAAAUAUAUAUUUAGACUGAAUAUUGCAUUGAAAGAUGCUGUUAUUGGGAACUUCAGGGUUUAAACCCAAGACAAAAAAAAAAAAAAAUUGGGAAAUAAUUCUCCAGUGUUUUUACUGUUUGGGAUCCUCUUCCUGAAGAGGUUCCUUGAGUUCUUUAUGGUGUAAAAACAAACUCUCAUCUGAAAAUUCCAAGUUUGACGAUGCUAACCCUGAAGUUCUCAGGUUUGUGAUCCUUUGGCUUUCUCAAGGUACAUCUGGUUGCUUUUCUGGUGCAGUCAAAUAAUAUUUUUAAAAAGGUUUUGUCUCUGGAGUUAUUGAGGAAAAGGUGGAAUGGGUUGAUCCAUCCUGCUUGGCUUUUUAACCUAUUAAUCUUUGAAGUGAUCGAUUUCCAAUUAAAACCCAACUUUUUAGGUCUCUGUUCUACUUAAACUUCUUAGGAGUGAGAGCCUGCCCUCGCUGAGUGGGACUUGGAUGGGGAAAGCAGUAGAUGAUGAGGUUGCUGUUGCUCAGGAAUUGAUUAGUAAACUUUUAACUACUAAUAAAAAUCCAUUUUUCAAUGGAUUUUUAGAAAAACCCAUUUUCUUAGGACAGUGAUAUGGGAUGUUUCCUAGUGAAUAGGAAUUAGUUUAUAUAGUUUAGCCUAUUAAACUGAAUUAUUUAAAAUUCAAACUUCCCCUAAUUUAUCUUUUUUUUUUGGGUUUUUUUUUUUUUUUUUUUUUGGUUGGUUUGUUUUUGGAAUUUAUUUUUUUUUUAUACUGGUAAGUUGUUCUGUCAUUCCUUUCAUUCCUGCCUAGCAGUAGUGUGAAUUCUGGUGUGUAUAUAUGUAUGUAUAAUAUAUAUAUUUCCACCCAGCCUUUCUAAUUCUCCACAAUGUAAGAGUUAGUUUUUGCUCCCCUCCCUCCACUUAAUUUCUUGUGUCUCCCUUGAUUUGUAAUUGAAAUGAUGCUUUGAAGUUUUGUCUUUAUAUUAAAGUGUCUGUAUUUUAAUACACCGA